GAAUAGUUCGCCAAUGAGGCCACGCGAUGGGCGGGGCACGGAACCCGUUCGACUAAUCACGAGAGGAAUUUGGUCUCCCCGCAGAGCAGGGGACCAGUCCUCCUGUCGCGAGAGCCACCUUCUUUUCUGCUCUAACAUUUACUAGGGCUUGGCCGUUGAAUAUUUAUAGCAGAUCUCGUUCGUUCUGGACUAGACCUGUCACUUUGCCAAGCCUCUUGCACAAUCACUCGGAGGUUUAUUUUUCGCUGAUAAGACCAUCCUGGAAAAAAUCGUUACAAGCAAGAUUACUGCUUUCAUUUCGACGAAGAUGAGAAACGGUCUUCCAAAAAGAAGUUUCCGUUUCACAGUCGUUCAGCACACACCAACGUUUCCCAAAAAGCCAAUUAAAAUUUCGAAUCGCUGGUAUCCAUACUGAUUGAGAGCUCAGCUGAUUCUCGACGAAAAACGAAAAUGCAAAUUUUCACUUGGUUUGUGUUUUCUUUUUUCACUGUUAGGUUUAUGGGAUAAAAGGAUGAUCAAAAGUAUUGGAAAAUAAAAUUAGUAAAUCCAAUAAAUAAUAAAACAAAUUCCAUCAUUCAUUACCCAUUCAUUGUUGUGAUGUGAGAUGCACCACAAUCCAGGAUCCCCCUAGCGAUAAAAGUUCGGCGAGACUCCCUAGUGAAGAACCUUCCCGAGCUCAAGGAUGUGGAGCCAAGCUUCCCUUACAAGUCGCUCCGAUCCUCCGUCUCUUCCUUCUUCAAGAGGGCGAUGCUGGACGAUAAGGCCGCCGUGAAGAUCUUCGUCGCCAUCCUCUUCUUGAGCAUCACGGUGGGCAUGGCCCUCACUUACAUCUAUUACUAUCGCCAACUUCUCAUCCGGUACCUCGGUACUCAGAUGCACAUCGACGAGCGAGACCGGCGCGUGGCUUUCCUCAACUCCAGCCAACAUCCGAUACUCACCGGACGGGUAUGAUAAUGGGGGGGGGUGGAUUUAUUUUUUUCC
Messenger RNA from Darwinula stevensoni, 981 nucleotides. The record is from the annotation of a GenBank genome assembly. Lineage: Eukaryota; Metazoa; Arthropoda; Ostracoda; Podocopida; Darwinulidae.